Messenger RNA from Lymnaea stagnalis (great pond snail), 5181 nucleotides. The record is from the annotation of a GenBank genome assembly. Lineage: Eukaryota; Metazoa; Mollusca; Gastropoda; Lymnaeidae.
AAAAAAGUGGACUAUAUUGCCGGAAGUUGGUCCAUUCCAAAAUCCAUUAUUAUUAAAAGAGAGUAAUCAAGAUGAAAAUGGCAAACGAACCAAUACCAGUUAUACGAAGGAACAGACCGGGGACAAAAGCAAAGGUUUGAUAAUUUUUACCAUUUGUUUGAAACACCCCCAGUCUCAUAUACAGUCAGUCAUUCGGUUAAUUAAUGAUGGUAAUUCCUGUCGGUGACCCAGGAUGCUUGCACCCCCUCCGACGAGGCCUCCCCCCUCCUCAAUGAUGCUACGGUUCGACACUUAACUAUCAAUAAUAUCUUUAGGACGGGUCUAUAUAUUAUAAUUUGUCUCCUCUAACCCUAUGCAUAUGACUACUAUGAGUUUAUUAAGUAUUAGGGAGCUACUUGUAAAUGAAAUAAUGAUUUAGUCUUAUACUUAUAAUAUAUACUUAUAGUUAUAAGUUAUAUUUAGUCAUACAACCAUCCACACCCCUCCCCCCCCCCCCCCCAUGUUCCCUCUAAGGUUUGUUGGUUUGUGUGCAAAAUCAUACAGUUGUGUGCAAAAUUUUACAGCCCACAAACACAAACUUACAUGGAAAUUUGCUGCGCGGAUACUAAAAACUGCUGCGCGGAUACUAAAAACUGCUGCGCGUCGUCUGUGAGAUAGCGGCGCAACCGCGCAGCUUAAAGGGAACAAAUCCCCCCCUUUUUAUUUUUGGUCUCAACGCAAAGCUCAUCUCUAUCACCCCCUGCCCAUAAAUUUGAUACAUUUGCAUUAGGAUAAUAUUGAUAGGGCCAGGGGCAUUGGCAUUAGUGCAAGUAUAGUAGGUAAUGAUUCAUAAUUUACUGAGUUAUGCUUUCAGUUUGAGUAUUGUAAAGUAUACUCACAAAGACUGAUAGUAGUGAUAGACAAACUUAUUAAAUGAUUGGCAGUGUUGCCAUUGGGGAGUUAGAAAAAAUGAAAUAUGAUAUUUUCCGAAGCCUGAUAAUGAUAAAAUUUAAAAUGAAGAUAUUGAUUUAUUGAAAGUGUACUGAUAUUUUAUUCAGCUUUGACCUUUGAAAAAUUUACUUUUCCAUGAAUAUCAAAAUCAAGGAUUCAAGGCCAUUGGACUAUUAAUUUAUUGUUUUCUUCCUUAAUUUUUAUGAAACCAGGAUUAAGUCUAUCCAAAUGCAAACAAAACUCACUAGACAAGUUCAUAGAGUGUAAAGUUUUUAUUACUAUUUUUUAAAGCAAGUUUUGCAGUGUACAAAAAAUGUCCCUUCAUUAAAUCCUAGUUGGUUCAAAACUAAUUUUUUGUAAAAGAUUUAUUUAACUGUGAUGACAGAAGUUGUUCAUAAGAUGUUUGAGGUAUUCUCAGUUGCAAAGGACAUGUCGUUAAAACUAAUAUGAAACUUUGUGGAGGCUGGUACAUCUAAUACCAGCAAUUUUAUUUAACUUCAUAGUAGUGUAUAUAUAUGAUAUUUGUGUGUAAUGCAAUUCAAAUAUAUAUAUAUAUAUAUAUAUAUAUAUAUAUUGGUGCAACAGGAUUGGUGCAAUUGGGAAGAUGAAUCAUUUGAAGAAAUGGACAGUACUUUGGCAGUUCAACAGGUAAAACAAUACCUAACCCAUUCAUUGUUUAAUAGUUUUUGAUAUCAUUUAUAUUUUAGUAAAGAGAGAAUAGUAACUAAAACAUUUUUAUCAUCAUUCACAACCUGAGUUUGUAAAAAAAAACAUAAAAAAACAAAAACUUUCGCUGUAAUAUUGUGAGCCAUUUUAAACAAUUAUAACAUAAAUUUUAUACAAAUGUGCUUAUGCUAUUCAUGUUGCUGACUAAUCCCUCAUGUUAAUGUGACAGUUCAUUCAACAAGCCAUUAGAAAAGACUUCACUAAUGUAGAAGAAAUUCUAAAUCCACCUGAUGGUCAAGAUGAAGGUGUUUGGAAAUAUGAACACCUUCGGUAAGUAUUCAGUUUCAUAACGAUGUCAGUCUUUCCAAAUAUUUAUUGUAAAAUUUGACUAACAAGUUAAUUAAUUUUUAAAUAUUUGCGUAUAAAAUUUGUGUGCACUCUUUGCUGUAUUAAUUUAAAUUUAAACUUAUUUAAAAGAAAAUUUUAACUUUCUCAAAAUUUAUUUCAUCAGACAGUUUUGUAUGGAGUUGAAUGGAUUAGCAGUUAAACUUCAAGUAAGUAACUUGAUUAGACAAUAAAAUUUCCUCUUAAAAUUUUUUUUUUAUUAGGGUUUGGAGCUAUGAGAAAUCAUUAAGUUAAGACAAGAUAAGAUACUUUUAUUGAUCCUUGAACCAAUGUUUUGAUUACAUUGUAAAGAUUUAUUUUCUGCUUAUUGAAGAAAAAAAAACAUUAAAAAAAGAAACACUCUGAUCAUCUUAGCAAUAUUAAAGUUAAAGAUUUCACACAAAAAUUGCAAUGGUAUUUGUGUGAUAUUUUUUAUUUUCUUGAUAAGUCUCUUUAAUAAGUGUGAUGACUUCACACUCCAGACAGAGUAAUUAUUAGAAUAAUAUUGAGUGUGUCAACACAUAACAUGACAAACUCCUCAACGUUGGGAUAUUAAAAGCUAGCUCUAUCUUUUUCAGAAAUAUCUCAUUUCAGAAAUACCAUUUCUUAAGCUUAAUUGGCUAACACUAGUAUUAGAGUAAGAUUUAAGCAUCUAUUGUUUAUUUUAUUGAUUCAGAAAAUAUAAAAAGGUCUUUUAUUUCAAACUUGCAGGUUGAAUGUAAUCCUGAAACAUGCACCCAAAUGACAGCUACGGAACAAUGGAUAUUUCUUUGUGCAGCCCAUAAAACGCCUAAAGAGGUAAACAAUAACAAUGUUUCAUCAUGUUUAUUCUUAGUUAUAUAAUAAUUACUUAAAAAUUAGUUUAAUUUAAACAUAUACCAAACAAUUUGAUUUAAAAUUAAAAUAAAUAAUCAUCCUACAUUUGUUAUGUUGAAAAUUUCAAUGAAAAAUAAAAUUCUUUUCCUGUAAUUUUAGAGUUCAAUGUUAUCAUUUGUGUAAAUAUUUUUGACAUACAGUGUCCAGCUAUUGAUUAUACAAGACAUACAUUGGAUGGAGCAGCAUGCCUGCUCAAUAGUAAUAAAUAUUUUCCUAGCAGGUUUGUUUUUAAAUUUUAAUCAUCCUUAAUAAGAAAAUUUCUGAGAUAUUGAAAUAAUUUUAGAAAUCAUUAUGAACAUACUUUAACAAACUUUUGCAGCAAAAUCAUACCAAUUCUAUCUUAAAACAAGUGAAGAACUUGAUUUGGUAAACAAUUCUAUAACUCCCAUAUUUUGGAAAUGAUAGCUUUUAUUGUAGUAAUAAAAUGAACAAUGUAGUAAAUUAACCUUGUAAAGCAGGCCUGCACAACAUACGGCCUGCCAGCACCCACUUUGCAGCCCACGAAGUAACGAAAUUUUCUUGAUUAUUAUUAUUUUCUUAAUAGCUUUCCCCCUGUCCUAUUUUCUUUCGGCCCGCUAAAGUUUCUCAUAAAGUAUUAUGGCCUGCCUUACAUUCUGAGUUGUGCUGGCCUGAUGUCAAGGAUGCUUGAAAAAAUAUGUUUUUAUUUUAAAUAUAAUGUACAUUUACUGUUAGCUUUUAAAAUUACUUUCUUAUAUCAAUUAAUUUACUUUCAUUAGUAUGUAUAAGUUAUGCAUUUACCAGGAGAUGCCAUCUUUUUUCUUCAGAGUGAGCAUAAAGGACUCAUCUGUAGCUAAACUAGGAUCUGUAUGUCGACGUGUCUAUAGGAUAUUUUCUCAUGCUUAUUUCCAUCAUAGGACGUUGUUUGACCAAUAUGAGGUACCUAAUAAAUAUUGCUUUACAUUAUAUAUAUAAGCAUUCAUUGUGGAGGUGAGAGUAUCAUUUAAUCUACCGGUAUUUAUUCCUUAAUCCAGUGCUAUAUCAUUUAGUAACAUCUGUACAAUUUCACAUUUUAUUGAUAAAUAAAAUGAUAAUUACUGUUCUGUAAUAAGCUGUCAUAGCAAUAUUAACUAUCAAGUUAAAUGCUAAAUUAAGCAAAUGUUUCUGAAUUGGCAACAUAUGUAUAUAUAUUCAUUUAUUCUUCCAGAAUGAAACAUAUCUGUGUAGGCGCUUUACCCAGUUUGUCACAAAAUAUAAUCUCAUGUCAAAAGACAAUCUCAUUGUACCAAUUAUGGAGGAUCAACAAACUCUAGAAGGAGAAAGUGAGGCAUAAAGCUAAAGGUUUCCUUUCUAGAAUUAUAAAUAUAGCAAUGGUUUUUAUUACAAGAUGGAAGAAGUGGAUCAAUUCAAAAUCAGUUGUUCAAUGAUAACGGAUCUUGAUUAUGUAUCAAUUGAAAGCUAUAGCUAAUUAAAUGUGAUGCAUCUGCAUAGAUGUCUUGACACUUCAGUUUGGUAUAUACCCAAAAGAGAGAGAUCUGUUGUCUUUUUGCUUUGUUAAUUGUGCAUGUUAUUUUUAAUGAUUAAACAUUACUUUUAUAUUCAAAUAAAUGCCCCCCCUCCACACCCAUUAAUAACUCACCAUUAUUUAUAGUAAUAGUAUUACUUCUUGAAACCUGGUCAUGGCUAAAUGGCCCAAAUGAAAUAAAAUUGCGUGUCAACCACAUAAAAGUUGUGGAAAAAAAAUCAGUAAAUACAGACAGGUCUGUAAAUUAAAGAAAAUGAUCAUUUAUGCUGUACAAAUAAAUUUUUACUUUAGUGCAAUUUGUAUAAUAUUUAAAUGUGUGUGUAAGUGUAUUAGAUGAGAAAGUAGUAAUGGAUGUUGAUGAGAUUUGAAAGGUGGACCACAUUGAGGGGACAAAUUGUGUUUAACCCUUUACUCCCAAUGUUAGCAUUAUGUGAGUGUAGUAUUAAAAUAUAAAUUUUAUAUUUCAAGGAGUGACUGAUCACUCAAGUGUGGAUUCAAAUUUGAUGUUUUUUUGUUGUAGUUUCCUAGGUUUUCUAAAAAUAUAAAACAAUUAUCAGAUUUUGAAAAGUGAUAAACUGGUUGGCAAACGUAUUGUGAAAUGAAAGAGCUAAACCAAUACUAGGCUGCACUUCCUUACAGAUUAAACAAUUAUUGAAAUAUGACUAAAAGGUAUGAUAAAAGCAUUUAUAUCAAUAAUGCAACUGAUAAAUAUUUUGUAUAUUUUUUUGUAUGCUGAAAUUCCAAUACUUGUAUUUUAAAUUGCAUACAAUUACAUGUAAAUGUAACUAAAUAAAUGACUAGUUAUUCAAUUUUUCUUUGUUUUUAAUUUCAAGAUAAUGGAA